GCGGCGGAGAAACAGGAGGAGAGAGGAGGAGAGGGAGUUGGAGGACGCGGCCACCUGCCCAGUGACUGCGGCUGAGCACAGACGGGCCGGGCUUCGGUGCGCGGGACCAGGACUCCCGCCUUCAAACGCGCGCUCCCGGGGCGCAGGGAGCGGGGCCGAGCCGGGAGCUCCGCCUCUCGGCGGCUGGAGGAUCGGAGAACCGAGGGACUUCCACGGUGAGCGUCCCCGGAGCGAAGCAACGUCCCCAAAAUUUGAGAUCCGGGACUGUCGUCGUGCGCGCCGCCCGCGAGUCGCUGCAGAGUCCCAGUGCCUCUGAAAUGCGCCAUUCCCAUUUUCAAGACUGCCAGUCUGGUCCUUUUGAUGUUCCAUGCUGCCUGGUGCCCGGGAGCCCAGGCCUUCUGUGACUCCAGGACAGGAAGGUACUUCUCCACACACUGCCCAGAACUCUGAAGGGGUGCAGACAUGGCGGGCAAUGCUGCGGACAGCGCCAACCACCUGACCUACUUUUUUGGCAACAUCACCCGGGAAGAGGCGGAAGACUACCUGGUCCAGGGAGGCAUGACGGAUGGGCUCUACCUGCUACGCCAGAGCCGCAAUUACCUGGGUGGUUUCGCUUUGUCGGUGGCUCACAACAGGAAGGCACACCACUACACCAUCGAGAGGGAACUUAAUGGCACCUACGCCAUCUCCGGGGGCAGGGCCCAUGCCAGCCCGGCAGACCUCUGCCAUUACCACUCCCAAGAACCUGAUGGCCUUGUCUGCCUCCUCAAGGAGCCUUUCAACCGACCCCCGGGGGUACAGCCCAAGACCGGACCCUUUGAGGACCUGAAGGAGAACCUCAUCAGGGAAUAUGUGAAACAGACCUGGAACCUUCAGGGCCAGGCUCUGGAGCAAGCCAUCAUCAGCCAGAAGCCCCAACUGGAGAAGCUGAUCGCCACCACGGCCCAUGAGAAGAUGCCCUGGUUCCAUGGCAACAUCUCCAGAGAUGAAUCAGAACAGACGGUCCUCAUAGGGUCAAAGACCAACGGAAAAUUCCUGAUCAGGGCCAGAGACAACAGUGGCUCCUAUGCUCUGUGCCUGCUACACGAAGGAAAGGUAUUGCACUAUCGCAUUGACAGGGACAAGACAGGGAAGCUCUCCAUCCCUGAGGGGAAGAAGUUCGACACCCUCUGGCAGCUAGUGGAACAUUACUCUUACAAGCCAGAUGGGCUGUUAAGAGUCCUCACGGUACCAUGUCAAAAGAUUGGCGCACAGAUGGGUCACACAGGAAGUCCAAAUACCCAUCCUGUGACUUGGUCACCGGGUGGAAUAAUCUCGAGGAUCAAAUCCUACUCCUUCCCAAAGCCUGGCCACAAAAAGCCUGCCCCACCCCAAGGGAGCCGUCCAGAGAGCACUGUGUCCUUCAACCCCUAUGAGCCAACAGGAGGGCCCUGGGGCCCAGACAGAGGCCUUCAGAGAGAAGCCCUGCCCAUGGACACGGAGGUGUAUGAGAGCCCUUAUGCUGACCCUGAAGAGAUCCGGCCCAAAGAGGUCUACCUGGACAGGAACCUGCUGACCCUGGAGGACAAUGAACUGGGCUCUGGUAACUUCGGGACUGUGAAAAAGGGAUACUACCAAAUGAAAAAAGUUGUGAAAACCGUGGCUGUGAAAAUCCUGAAGAACGAGGCCAAUGACCCGGCUCUGAAGGACGAGCUGCUGGCAGAGGCGAACGUCAUGCAGCAGUUGGACAACCCCUACAUUGUGCGCAUGAUUGGAAUCUGCGAGGCGGAGUCGUGGAUGCUGGUGAUGGAGAUGGCGGAGCUGGGGCCUCUCAACAAGUACCUGCAGCAGAACAGACACAUCAAGGAUAAGAACAUCAUAGAGCUGGUUCACCAGGUUUCCAUGGGGAUGAAGUAUUUGGAAGAGUGCAACUUCGUGCACAGAGAUCUGGCUGCGCGGAACGUGCUUCUGGUCACGCAGCACUAUGCCAAGAUCAGCGAUUUUGGUCUUUCCAAAGCCCUGCGUGCUGAUGAAAACUACUACAAGGCCCAGACCCACGGGAAGUGGCCCGUGAAGUGGUAUGCCCCCGAAUGCAUCAACUACUACAAGUUCUCCAGUAAGAGUGACGUCUGGAGCUUCGGAGUCCUGAUGUGGGAAGCGUUCUCCUAUGGGCAGAAGCCGUACAGAGGGAUGAAAGGGAGCGAAGUGACUGCCAUGCUGGAGAAAGGAGAGCGGAUGGGGUGCCCUGCAGGAUGCCCGAGAGAGAUGUACGACCUGAUGAACCUGUGCUGGACUUACGAUGUGGAGAACAGGCCAGGAUUCACAGCCGUGGAACUGCGGCUUCGCAAUUACUACUAUGACGUGGUUAACUAAUAGCUCCAGUGCCUGGCCGUGCACACCACGGAUUCCCAAGCGACCACAGGAAAUGCAUUCAGAUGAACUGGCUCUCAGAGUUUCAUCUCCCUCUGCCCAGAGUGAGAGCUAACGAAGCAAAGCUAGGACUCACCCUCCCAACAGGUCUGGUCCCCAGAGAUGGACAAGCAGCAAGACCUUGGGGCCUGUGGAGUCGUCUGUCUGGUCUUUGUUUCCAUCUGUGUGGUCUUCGCUAUGGGUCACGUUUGGGAGCCGUUUCCAAAUUCUCUUGACGUCAUUCCGUUCCUCUGGGUCCAGGAUUUUAGUGUCCCCUGAAGAUCAGUAAAGAAAAGUGCUUUGCCACUCCAGCAAAGGACAUAAAGAGAAACCUCACCGGUGCAGUCUGCAAGCCGGUUAAGGACAAUGACAAGCCUGGACACUGGUUUUGCUCUCAGCGCUAAGACAGAAAUACCAUGCGGAUGACAUGCUGAGACAUGCUGGCUUGGCUUCUACGUUCCUGGAGUCCACCUCCCUGCAGCAUGACUUGGAGUCUGCUGUUGUGUGCUUGCAGGAGGAGGUGUAAAUAACAUUCUACAUGGAGGCUGCCGGGGAAGGUGGGCUCCCAUGAUCCUCUGCGACUGAGCAGAGGAGUGCCAGGCGUGGGUCAGACUCUCCCCUCACAUGGCAUCCACAUUCAGGAAGCAAAGAAUGAACAGGAAGUGCGACCAGGCUAUAAGGCCCCAAACCCCACACCCAGUGACCCACUUCCUUUAGCAAGGCCCCCACGUCCCAAAGGUUCCACAGGCCUCUCAGACAGUGAAUGCCAACAGCGGGAGACCAAAUGUUCAAGUACACGAGGUGCAGUGCCAAGCAGGGGCCUUCCUGAAUGAUUACACAGUGUGAUAUCCUGACAGAGCAGGUGAGCCAUCUCAGGUCUGUCCUCCUCUUGUGAGCCCCUAAUAUCAUCCCAGAGCCCCCCUGGGGACCCCGACUCAUCUGGAUCAUCCCCUCCCCCCAAGGCCCUGUCUCCAAACACCUAGCUACUAAGUGAACCUAGGUACUAAGUCUUCAACACACAAACCCUGAGGGGACACAUUCAUACUGGAGCCUAUGGCAGCGAGGUAACCAAGACCAUCUCGGGAUGAGUUUCUGAAUGGAAUCUUCAUUUGCCACAAAAUUAGAGAUGUGACCUUCCCUACAAGGAAGCCUUGCUAAGUGUGACUUUGAGCUGAGGACACGCGAGCUGAGAAUCCCCCUCUGUCCUCCUAGCCUUGGCUAAGGCCUGGCUAACUACUGACCACACACCAAGUGUCACCCGUUCACGGCACUUUUGCUGAGGACCUAAAAGCUACAAAGACUGCAUAGCCUUCCAUCUUGGUCUAGGGACAUGUACAAAUGGGAGCAUCUCACCUUCACCUCUGAGACACUGGGACAUUCACAGCCAGGGAUGGCAUGGGAAUCCCUGCUGGCGGUGGGCUCAAUGAACAGAGAUGAUGGUGAAACGGGCGUCUCUCUUUAGACUGGUGGUUCUCAACCUUCCUAACGCUGAGACCCUUCAAUAGAGUUCCUCGUGUUGUGGCGACCCCCAACCAUGAAGUUAAUUUGUUGCUACAUCACAACUGUAAUUUUGCUACUGUUAUGAAUCGUAGUGUAGAUAUCUGAUACGCAGGAUGUCAGAUAUGUAAAUAUCUGGUAUGCAGGAUAUGCAAUAUGAGGGCACACCGCACAGAUUGGGAACCGCUGCCUUUGAUAUGGAGGCACCUCGCUUAGAACAUGGUUAGGAAGUAUUUAGACGCUGUCGGUGUGUCUUGGAAUUGU
Mus pahari (shrew mouse) is the source of this 4149-nucleotide messenger RNA. RefSeq names its product spleen associated tyrosine kinase (gene Syk). Gene Ontology annotation, molecular function: non-membrane spanning protein tyrosine kinase activity; ATP binding; signaling receptor binding. The record is from RefSeq and is a predicted model, not a curated record. NCBI's taxonomy places the organism in Eukaryota, Metazoa, Chordata, Mammalia, Rodentia, Muridae. Gene Ontology annotation, cellular component: extrinsic component of cytoplasmic side of plasma membrane; cytoplasm. Gene Ontology annotation, biological process: positive regulation of mast cell degranulation; neutrophil activation involved in immune response; positive regulation of alpha-beta T cell proliferation. Bases 463 to 2352 code for a protein of 629 amino acids. The transcript is spliced from 16 exons.